This is a messenger RNA of Myodes glareolus (Bank vole), 1277 nucleotides long. NCBI's taxonomy places the organism in Eukaryota, Metazoa, Chordata, Mammalia, Rodentia, Cricetidae. The record is from RefSeq and is a predicted model, not a curated record.
AUGGCAGUGGCAUGGGAGGAGUACUUCCGACUGGUCUUCCAGGAGAAAGCGCCGGCGAAGCCGGUCGAGCAGAAUGCGGUCCACUUUCCACCUCUGCUGCGCCUCCUGGAGAAGAAGCAAGAGCUAGCAGCUGCGGACCAGGGUCUGCGGGUCCAGAAGGAGGAGGAUGCUUCUGAGGGGUGUUGGCUAGUCAGGUGGGGAGGACAGGGGGAUUGCAGGCCUUGCGAGUCCCCUCUCCAGUUUCAGGAGAUUCCGGAACUGGUGGCGCGCUUUGAUGGCCUGGUAGACACGCAGGCAGCAUUGAAGCUGGCAGAGCGCAAGCGACAGGUGGAGCUGGACGAGACCCAUGCUCAGCUGUAUCGUCUUCGGGAAACGAAGCAGGAUGAGCUGCUGCGCCUGGGCCAGCAGCGCGCACAGCUGCGAGAGCAGUUGGAGGCAGCGCGUGAGCGCACACUGCAAUGGGAAUCCAAGUGGACUCAAAUCCAGAACACUGCAGCGGCCAAGACACUGCUCCUGGGACGCACUCGAAUGGCUGUGCUCAACCUGUACCAGCUUGUGCGCCUGCGCCAGAGUCAGCCUCUAGCCCUGGACGUGGAGGACACCGAAGGGCAGCUAGAGGAGGUGAAGCUGUUUAUCAUGGACCUCUCAGCCACACUGGCCAGCCUUGCCCAGGCUGAGCCCACAGUCGCUGUCUCCUAGUCCGGCCAGACGAGCAGCGAAGGGGACCUGAGGGACCAAGUUCCACAUUUCUUGGUGUACAGGCUCAACGCAAGGGCUCUCUGAAUACCCUUCCUCCUAGGCAAGAUGGAGCUGUGCCAGCCCGUGCCGUUAGGAGACUUCCACAGGAUACCCAACUAAGUAGACUACUGUCAGUGGGGCUGACAGCUGUGCUGGGCCCUUCACCCACCACACAGGCAGCGGGCUGGGAGCACAGACAAGCUUAGCCACGCUGAUGUACUCCAAGAUGGGCACUUACUAAGCAAAGUGGGUCCAAGCAAUAAGUAGCUGUUGGUAGCAUCAGCUCUUUGGGGUCAAAAUGGUAGUCCCCCCAGUGUGUGCCUAGCCUGUGAGGUCCAGGUGCUGCGGGAUGCUUCAUCUUCCCAGACCCUCAAGCAAGAGGUGGGGAAAGCCACCCGUGGGAGGAAGGACAGAAGGAUGGCACGGGCCGGUUCUCACCUUCACAUGCAGAAGGGUAGUGCCGCCCCCAAAGCCUGCCUCCACCCUACAGCAGCCCUGAGCUAUCUCAAGCAACCGCACCCAGAGACUCAUUCUUCUCA